Molecule: messenger RNA, 1746 nt
Organism: Aphanomyces astaci
Lineage: Eukaryota; Oomycota; Saprolegniomycetes; Saprolegniales; Verrucalvaceae
Exons: 9
Coding region: 13-966 (317 amino acids)
Biological process (GO): fatty acid beta-oxidation; phenylacetate catabolic process
Cellular component (GO): peroxisome
Molecular function (GO): acetyl-CoA C-acyltransferase activity
Source: RefSeq, a predicted model, not a curated record
GACCAAAGCAUCAUGCAGCGCAUUGAACGCAUCCAGCAACACCUCCAAGCCGGCGCGCCGACUGAGAUUGUCAUCGUAGCGGCGACGCGCACGCCUAUCACCAAGGCAAAGCGCGGUGCAUUCAAGGACACGACACCGGAUGUGUUGCUUCGACAUGUGUUCCAAGGCGUGCUUGCGCAAACGAAAAUCGAUCCUUCCUUGAUUGGAGAUGUCGUCGUCGGGAACGUGUUGCAACCUGGGUCAGCGGCAGGAGGUGCUCGCAUGGGUCAAUUGUGCGCGGGCAUUCCAUUCUCCGUGCCGCUUACCACCGUGAACCGGCAAUGCUCAUCGGGACUCCAAGCGUUUGCAAACGUCGCGAGUGCCAUCCAAGCCGGCUUUUACGACGUAGGUAUUGCCGCGGGGGUUGAGUGCAUGUCAUUGACGGACAUGGGCGGCACCGCGCCAGACGUGUGCUGGGAACAGGUGCAUGCAAACAAAGCGGCCCGCAACUGCACGGUCCCCAUGGGCAUCACGUCCGAGAACGUUGCCGAGAAGUAUGGCAUCACCCGCACCCAGCAAGACACAUUUGCCGCCGCGUCGCACGCCAAAGCCCAUGCGGCCCAAGAACACGGAUGGUUCUCCCGUGAAAUCACACCUGUGACGACGACGCGCACGACAGCCGACGGCGUCGACCAACAGGUGACGGUCACGGCAGAUGAAGGCGUUCGACCUGGUACGACCGUCGACGGGCUGGCCAAGCUCAAAGCAUCGUUCAAGCCCAGUGGCACCACCACGGCAGGCAACUCGAGCCAAGUGAGCGACGGCGCUGCGGCGUGCCUCGUCAUGACGCGACGUGUGGCGGAGCAAUUGAAGCUCCCGAUCCUCGGCUCGUUUGUCUCGUAUGCGGUGGUCGGAGUCCCGCCAGAGAUCAUGGGCGUCGGUACGUACUGUUUUUUGCUUACUAUUUCUAUUUUUUAUAAAUCGUAGGAUAUUCCAUGACAUGAAUAUAUUACCUUGGUUAUGAGUAGGCCCGGCGGUGGCGAUCCCGGCGGCGCUCAAGAAGGCGGGACUAACCAUCGACCAAAUUGAUGUGUUUGAACUGAAUGAAGCAUUUGCCAGCCAGGCGCUGUAUUGCCAACAAACGCUCCAGAUUCCGAGCCAUAAAAUCAACCCCACGGGUACUACCGUUUAGCUGGUGUAGUUAGUUGUAUGAUCCAUCAUGACAGUUGUCGGUUGCAGGAGGCGCCAUCGCCCUCGGCCACCCAUUGGGCUGCACGGGCGCGCGCCAAAUCGCCACGUUGUUGCAUGGCCUGCACCGCACCAAUCAAACGUACGGGGUCGUGUCCAUGUGCAUCGGGACGGGCAUGGGGGCCGCCGCCGUCUUCAAGCGCGAUUAAGUAGGAUGUAACCAAGGACGAGGGAAGUUAUGACGCAAACACGCGUGCUUGGUCGUGUGGAUGUGUGAUCUGUGAACAUGUGACGAAGGGUUAACCCAUACUAUCGGUAGUACGACUACGUAACGUUAGUACUGUACGAGUCCAUAUUGUCACAACAGGUGCCUGUGGCUGGCGCUACAGCUGCGGCGACGGCGCCUGGCACAUGUGUUCACGGUCAAUACUGUAAUGCACUGUAUACAAAUCGCCGCCGUAUUCUACAUGCGAGAUAAUCUACCUUCCCUUGAGCAUGCUGCUUAUGAGCCUUGGAAGGGAGCGCCUGGACGUCGGCAUCGUUCGACCCACGGUGCGGGAAUGGGUGGGUUCGUCCAAG